AGUUACAAACAUGUUUUUUUUCAGUUUGACAUAGGCAUCCCGUCUAUGACCAAAUGCUGUAACAAACAUGACCGCUGCUACGACACCUGCGGCCUUGAGAAGCACGACUGCGACGAGCAGUUCCAAGACUGUCUGGAGACCAUCUGCAGGAAUGUGCAAAGGACUCUGGGAUUGGCUCAGAGUGUCCAAGCCUGUGAGUCAGCGGUGACUCUGCUGUUUGACGCUGUUAUGCACCUGGGAUGUAAGCCAUACCUGGACAGCCAGAGGGACUCCUGUGUGUGUCAGUACGAAGUGAAGAAGGAGCUGUGACACUGGAUCAACACUGUGGAAAGCACGACAGUGACAGAAGGAAACCAGCAAUAAACUUUUAUCUAAGAUUUUCUCAGGGAGAGAGUUUCUAUUGCCUGCACGGACUUGUGUCCAUUACCUCCUUUUAUAGAUGUUUUGAAUUGUAGACUAUUAGACAAAGUGAAGUGGACAGUUAAUGUCUUUCCUAUUAAGCUAAUUAUUUAUGUUUUGCUAAUACUGUAUAAUGUGUUUAUCUUGUGAUAGACUGGAAACACUGUUUUGUGGGUUUAUUAAUCAAAAUAACUCUUGAAGAAGUUUUGUGUUAAAACCAAAUUAUGUUUUCUCGCACUGAUUAUGGGUAAAAGAAAGACUGUGUCAAUGCAACUUUUAAACUCUACAC
Messenger RNA from Notothenia coriiceps (black rockcod), 688 nucleotides. Its product is annotated as group XIIA secretory phospholipase A2-like. Gene Ontology annotation, biological process: arachidonate secretion; lipid catabolic process; phospholipid metabolic process. Gene Ontology annotation, cellular component: extracellular region. NCBI's taxonomy places the organism in Eukaryota, Metazoa, Chordata, Actinopteri, Perciformes, Nototheniidae. The annotation marks the transcript as partial. Gene Ontology annotation, molecular function: A2-type glycerophospholipase activity; calcium ion binding. The record is from RefSeq and is a predicted model, not a curated record. The transcript has 2 exons.